AAGUACAGAAGGCGCCAUAUCCAAACACAGUACUUUACGUUUAUUUGUCUACAAAUCUCAUCCAAAUACACGACGUAAGGGGGGGGGAAAUCAACAUUUGCUCCAAAUAAAAAACGUGGAGGCAAAAUUUCGACAUCCCUCUUUUAAUUACGCUUUUGUCAGCUUCAUUUCAUCUUUAUUGGUUACCUGGGAACUGAUCAAGCUGCUCACUAUAUUCAGUUUUUAAGAUUUAUAUUCAUAACUGUUUAUCACUGCUCCAAAAAUCUUAAAUUAUGUCAGCCUACAAUAGAGAACGAAGUUGUUGACUAAGUUGUGUCUUUUAUGCUCCUGAAGACUACUUCUGAAAAGCUACAUUGUUAUAGAUGUUGUGUAUCGACUUUAGCGUCAUAAGGCAGUGUUUUUUUAAUCUUGUAGUCUAUGUAUAUUCGGGUUACUCUUUGGUUUCCUAAGCGUUGUCAUAAUCUGUGGGUGCCUUUUGAGUGUUAACAAACUGACCUUGAGGAACCACGGUUAUUUAUUAUGGUCAAUUGACCAUACUUUAAAGUACGGUUACAAAAUAAUGUGGUGAAUUAAGAUGAGCGGAUAAUGUUCAGCUCUACCAAUUGUGACUACAAUCUCUUCAGUGUUCACUUCCAAGUUCGGUUCUCGAUAGUCAUCUAUAUGUCUAUUGGUCACUGGUUUGCCUGUAACACCUUGAAUUCCUUCCACCUAUGGGGAAGAGAAUGUGUAUAACUGAAACUCCGGUAGCCCGAUAAUCUGUUGCACUGCCAUAAUAUUCGAAUAUAUCUAAAUAUACGAAUUCUAUUUCAUGACCAUAUCAUGGUAAUAAUGUCCAUAUUUCAAUGAUAAACAUAGAGAAUGCUUAAGGAGAAUUCCAAAAACUUUAGAUAUUGGAGUCCAGCCGAUCUAACUUCACUGUGUCAUUAAGACAGGAAAGUACGAUCCUUCCGUCAAUGUGCUUUUAAUUGUCCCUUCUCAUUUGGUUUUGUGAUUUAUUAUUCGUGUUCUUACUUUUAUGUGAUUUUUUUCUUGUUUCUCCAUGAAAAUGUUCCUCUCUCUGGACCUUUUUUAGUGCCUUACAUCAGGUGCUCUCUCUUUAUGCUCUAAAAAAAUGACAGUGAUAUCAAAAUGAGUAUUAAGUAACUUCAUUGUAAAGUACUUCAGGUUCUUAUUUACACGUACGAUUCAAUUGAGUCAGUGGAACUUUCUCAUACAGACUAAAUAAAGUGAUUCAUCUCGUUAUUCUUCAUAUGUAUCGUUUUAUUUUGCAGCUUAUAAGUGGCUUAAUUUUCAUAAUUGUCAAUAUGGCGAAUAAGCAUUCAUCUUUAUGUUAGUUUUGUCUAUAAUAUUGCAGAUGGACUUUGUGUUCAACAAAUUAAAAACAAAAGUAUCAGGUGCCUUACCUGGCAAUCCGUUAACUCGAGAGUAUGAUAUUGAGAAACAAAUUGGUCAAACUGGUCCAGGUUCAUUAUGGAAAAUGUAUUCAGCUAAAAAACGUUCUACUCAUCAAGAAGCCACUAUAUGGAUAAUGGAAAAGAAAUUGUUAGAGUCUUAUCCAAAGUUACAACGAGAAUCUAUGAUUGAAAUACUUAAAUACGGUGUGUCUACGUUGAUGAGGAUUAAGCAUCCAAAAAUAGUAUCAGUUCUUCAGCCUUUAGAGGAAUCACGUGAAAGUCUUGCUUAUGCAACGGAACCACUGUUUACUUCACUAAAUAGUGUAUUGACAAGAGAUUCUUCAAACAUUAGACAGCCAAACGAGUCUAUGGAUUUUUCUUUAUCAGAUACUGAGAUUAAAUAUGGUUUGGUGCAGCUUGCAGAGGCACUGAAUUUUUUACACUCUGAUUGUCAUCGUUUACAUUUAAAUUUGGCUCCUGAGUCAGUAGUAAUCAAUCGUUUCGGUAUUUGGAAGCUUGGUGGGUUUGAAUUUUCAAAAGUAGCAGACCAGAACGAAAAAUCAGGACAAUCUCUUGUCAAAAUACCUGUUUGGCAGUCUAAUUUAAUGCAUACUUGUCAAUUAAAUCUUAAUGCUAGUAGCCCCGAGGCGAUCCUUCAGGGUGAAGUGACUGGUGCAAGUGAUAUGUUUUCGCUCGGUCUUUUAAUAUGUGCACUAUUCAAUCGUGGCAAAUCCAUUUUGGAUGUUGGAGAUGAUUAUCACGCUUACAAACAAACGGUUAAACAACUCCCAUCAUUAUUAUCCAGCAAAGGAUUGGAUUUACCGAAUAAUCUGAAAGAGUAUGUCAAAAUGAUGCUGUCAUCAGAUCCACAAAUUCGACCAGAUGCUGUACAAUUUUUGAGAACAACAUAUUUUGAAGACGCAUCAAUGUCAGUUCUACGAAGUGUGGAUAAUAUGUAUCAAUUGGAUAAUUUAUCUAGAUCACAGUUUUAUAAGUCUUUGCCAAAUUCUAUUCAUGCUUUGCCAAAACGUUUAUGUCUAUUUCGUGUUUUUCCACAAAUCGCUGAAGAUUUUUCCAAUCCACAUAUGGUACCAUUUAUUUUACCAGCUGUUUUACAAAUUUUGGAUUUAAUUACACAAGAUGAGUUUAUUCAAUAUAUGCUACCACGUCUUAUUCCUGUAAUGUCAAUGAAAGAACCUAUACAAAUUAUCUUAAUAUUUUUACAAAAUUUACAUAUAUUAAGUGAGAAAUUCCCAAUAAAAGAGUUUCGUAAUUAUGUUCUACCAAUGUUACAGUUAGCUUUGGAUAUUGACAAUAAGAUGAUACAGGAAUUAUGUCUUAAAUCUUUACCAACUAUUGGAAAAGCAAUGGAUUUGACUGUAUUAAGAAGUUCUCUCAUUCCACGAAUACAACGUUUAUGUUUAUCCACAGAAUAUUUAUCUACACGUAUGAAUUGUCUUCUCUGCAUUGGAAAAUUACUAGAUCAUUUAGACAAAUGGAUUGUAAUGGAUGAUAUUCUUCCAUUUUUACAACAAAUUAAAUCACGUGAACCAACUGUUUUGAUAGCUAUACUGGGUAUAUAUCGCUUAGCGUUUAGUCAUGAGAAACUGGGCAUCAGUCGAGAAAAACUAGCUAACAAAGUAUUGCCUUAUCUUAUCCCAUUAUCCAUUGAAAGCAGUUUAAAUUUAAAGCAGUACAGCGCUUAUGCAUCAUUAAUACGAGAUAUGUGUUCAUAUUUGGAACGUGAACAAUACGCUAAAUUAGAGCAAUUGCAUGGUGCUGCAACUGAUGAGGACAGUGUGAACUACUUAUAUUGACAUAAGUAGUAUAUAACGUGCGUUAAAGGAUGUAAUGUCUGGCAGCAGAAAAUGGAGAAGAUCAAGAAAAGAAGAGCAAGAACGCAAUGGAAUUUGUAAGAAAUCGCAUGAACAAUGAAAUGAGAGACGAUGGAUUAGUGUUUGCAACUUGAACAGUACAGUUUGAUAAUGAUGCAUUGAUAAUUUGCAAAUUGACGAUUGACUUUAUGGUAUUCAGAUUUUGUUGAGAUAGUCUGUAAUUUUCGUGCUACAUACAUUCGAUUGUCCCCACCCGUGUUCUUGUUCACUACACUACCACUGUGGGAUUUGAAUCGAACACUGCAUCUCUGUGCUAAUGUGGUGUGGCAACUCGAACUGAUGUACGUACGUACGAAGUUCUACGUUGUUACUGACUGACUGACAAUCAUUUACAUAAUUAGUUAAAAAACCAAGUCAUACGAACUGCUUAUAGGCCGAGCUCGUUAGAUCCUCUGAGGAUCAUUCGUAUUUUAGCAUCAUUUAUGCAACUUCAAACCCUUGUAAUCAGUCAUUUUAAUGUUAACCUGUUUUCUUCAACCUCAUUGUCUUAUGUUUGUUCAGUAUUUUCGGUUUAAUCAGUUAUCAGAGCUCUUGAAAAUAUCGAAAUUUUCACAUUAUUGAGUAAUUUCUAUAAGAUAGUAUUCAAUGCAUCAUAGGUCUUGGUGAUUAUUCCAUAUAAAUGCUGGUAAAUUUAUAUCUCUAACUGGUUAGGAUCCUAGUUUUCUUAUAUAUUCCUUCAUCAAUCACCAGAGAUGCAGCAAUCGAACUUCUGAUUUAUAAUCUAGUUCAAGUAUGUUAUUUUCGUCCACUUGUAAUGAACGAGAACUCAGGUGGGGAAAACCAAUUUAUUGUUGAAUACAAAAUUUCAGAUUGUCUUCGUAAAAUAUGAAAACCAUACACUAAAUACAUUAUUUGCACAUUUUCUCUGAGUUUUACUUUACAUGCUUCAUCAUUCUUUCAAUUUUGUUGUUAUAACAGUUGCUCUCUGUUUGGAUUCUUGUUCUCUUCAAUUGGAUCUUAUCAAUCUUCUGCUGCCAGGCAUUCCACUUCUGAUUGGCGUUACAUACUACUUAUAUCUGUCAACAUAAGUAGCAUACACUGCAGCAGAUAAACUAUAAUUAAAAUUUCCAAGUUCUUCAAGUCUAAUAGCAUGAUAGAAAAAGGCUUAAUUAAGUAUGAAUAAACUAUACAUUGUUGAUCAAUGAAAUAGGACAUUGUUAAUCAUACUGUUACAUAGUUGGAAUAAUUCUUUUUCUUGUUAGUUCACAUCAAUUAGCUAAAUCAUUCGACCAAUUUUCCAUUCUAAUGUACAUCAACAGGUUGCAGCUUUUGCUAGUAAUAAUUUUUUAGUUAAAACUUAAGUACCUCCUAAUGAUUUUGCUGUUCAAGUGGAUAUAAAGUAUUUAAGGAAGAAUGCAAUUGCACAUUUUAGUUAGUGCAUUUCAUAUCAUAUUAACAGUGACUGUAUUACUUUUCAAUUGUUUUUUUUACAAGUAUAAGUUUACGAGUAACAACUUAAACUAUCGUAUAUUUGUUUCAGGCUCUAUGUUGAUUCUAACUUUGUUUUACAAUGAAUAUUUUCGUCUCUUCCAUAUUGACCAUGUUUAUACUUCUUUCUUCCCUACUUUAUAGCAUGAUAAGAAUUGGUAAUAUCGAUGAAAGUGUCUGGGCCAUAUCCAAUUCCUGUUCAGAUUUGGUAAGAUUGUUCUCUAGAAUUUAAACUACAGUCAGUGUUUUCAGUCGACUGUUUUUUAAAUUUUAGUAUUCGUCACGGAUUACGGAUCUCAAGUGUUCGCUAAUAGAUUCAAACUAUACAUCAGUAUUUACUGAUGACCUGAUUCGAGUUCAAAUAUGUUACGACUGAUGACUCGAAUAAUUUGCGCUUAUUUGGAUGAUACUGAUCAAUACGUAAAACGUAGUCCUGUACCAACAAAUUUAACUGUAAAUUCAAAUAACAGUAACAAUACAUCGCCUAAAUCAUCUACAGGAACGAGAUCUUCAAUUCAAGGAGUCAAUGGUUCGAUAACCAAUGAAAGUACUAAUCUAAGCUUAGAACAAAAACGUCAAUUAGCUGCUAAACAAGAUCAAAUUGAACGUUUAUCGUCUAAUUUAACAUCAGAACCAUCAUUGCUACAACCUGCUGCUGGCGCUGGACCAGUGAAGUUGAUGACAACGACGACAAUGAAUAAACCAAAACCUAUUGAUAUAACAAAUACUUUAAUAUCAUAUAAUGUGAAUGCAAUCAAUAGCACAUCUGAUAUGAUGAAUAAAUCUACUACACAAUCAAAUCGUAUAGGUACAGGCAUACCUUUAGCUUUAAUCACACCACCAACUAUUCAACAUCAAUCAUAUGAACAGAACGGUGUUUUCAAUAACAAUAGCAACUCUCUAUAUUAUCAUUUGAAUAAUAAUGUUGAACAGUUACAAUCAACUAUUUUACCUAAUUCAAUUAUUCCAUUCACUAGUAGUAAUAAUUGUAACUCAUUAAAUUCUAUACCACUUUAUCCAGCAAUGUCUAACAUGAUGAAACCUGUUCCAAAUGCAACUACAUAUCAAUUAUUCCCGACAACAUCAUCAAUUACAGUGCCAACAACAAUGCUUAAUCAAAAUAUAUCAAAUUCUAAUAGUCUGAUAAAACCAUUAUCCAAAUGUGACAUAGAUGAUUUAUUAAGCUGACAGUUAAUUCAUUAUUUUUUACAAAUGAAUAAAACAAAAAGACAAGGAAUUAUUAGUUAUUCUCUUUCGUAUAUGUACAUAUUAUCAUGUAACUUUAAACAUAUUCUUAGGUGUAGGUAGAUAAGUACGCGGAUCUAAAUUUAAUCGUCUAUGUUGCAUCAAUACAAUUUUUUCUACUCAGCAUGUUAUGUAUAGGUCGAUGAUAUAGGAAGCUAUGAUAGCUUCUUCAUUACCACCACCUUCUCAUUUCUAUUGUGAUAUUCUUGUGACUGCCCAUGUUCCAUGUGUAUUUUUCAUUAAUAUACUUACUCCCAUCAUUUUUUUCCUACCCCGUGUCUGUAUUUGGUUUGUGUACGUAUGUGAAGUAUUAAUGUCUUUCAAAUGUGGUUUUGUUUUGUUUUAAUCUUCUUUUGUGAGAAAUGCAAUACUUGAUUUUUUUUGAAAUAAUUAUUUGCACGGUGGCCUAGUUUGUUUAUUUGUUUUCAAGUAAUAUCUUACCUUGUCCUUUGAUUCGAAUUUGUUUUGAUCAAAUAUCUGUUAUCUUGU
This is a messenger RNA of Schistosoma margrebowiei, 6451 nucleotides long. NCBI's taxonomy places the organism in Eukaryota, Metazoa, Platyhelminthes, Trematoda, Strigeidida, Schistosomatidae. The record is from the annotation of a GenBank genome assembly.